AUGUGUCCGUUGAGGUUUGUAUUAGUGUUCUUCUCGGCGGUGCUCGCCGGAUAUUUCGCGUGGAAGACAGUGAAUUCUUCGCCGGAACUUAUCUCAGACGACUCGAAGGAUAAACAAGGACUCAAUUUCAAAAGGAAGAUGGAGAAUGUGUUCUGGAUCUUCGUUGAUAUGGCUAGUGGAAGGUACCUUUGGAGAAAUCUCAAGGAGAUUAGUGCUAAAAGUCAAUGA
This is a messenger RNA of Arabis nemorensis, 228 nucleotides long. The record is from the annotation of a GenBank genome assembly. NCBI's taxonomy places the organism in Eukaryota, Viridiplantae, Streptophyta, Magnoliopsida, Brassicales, Brassicaceae.